GUACUCGCCAUUUGCUAGCUCUGGAAAACCGACCCUAAUCUAAAACAGUAAAACCCAUCAAAAACCUUCAAUUAUCUAAAGUAGGACGCGUCCAUGUCUCUCUUCAGAGCUCUCACUCUCAAGCAUCGAAGCACUGCCAUCUACAUACGAACCCUAAGCUCUUCUUCAUCUCCCCAAUCCCAUCUGAAAAAAAAAUCCCUUCACCACUUAUUCCGAGAGGCGGUCGGGCCAUCUCCGAAAACAGGAACAAACCCAGAAGAAUCUGAAACCCAAAGCCAUGAAAUAAAGAUGAAACUAUGGGAACUAGAGGAAGAAAUACGACAAUUAAGGGAAGCAGAUGAUAGUAAAGUAACAGAGCCGAAGAAAAUGAAGAGUUUGUAUGGUUUGUUUACCGGGGCGGAUGUACAGCAAAUUGAGAGAAGCAAGCAAGAAGGGCCCAUGAUUUUUAAGGAGUUGUCUGCUGAUAUGAAAAUGUUUGUGACUCAUUUAUACAGUGAAGGCUAUUUUAAAGAUGCCAACUUUAUUGGAAGGGGCCAUUUGGAUUUCUGCUGCUUUAAUGAUAGUUAUGGUAGGGAUUUUAUCAAGUUUGCUGCUGAGAAGUUUGGCAAAGAGCAUCAACAAAUUGCCAAAUGGUUGUCAGGAAGUGACCUGAAAAAGGUGGCCCUCUUUGGUUGUCCGUCUCUUUCAAGAAAGGAUGUUUUUUCUGCUAAAAGAUUGCGCCAAUACUUUCAAAUCCCAGAGGACGAUGUAUGUAACAAAUGUGUGUUAAAACAUUCAUGUAAGUUUGUGAAUCGAAGUGUAUGGGGAGCGAGUGAUAAGAAUCUGGAUUUGGCUGCUGUCAUGAGGAUCAUCACUUUAUAUGCUCUGGAGCCAACUCAUCCAGAAUUGUCGGUGCCGGAUGAUAUAAAGGCUUCUGUCAUGCGAUUGUUAAAUGAAACUCUGAAAUUAAGUCAAACUACAUCAUAAGGUUACUGAGCUUGAGGUGUCUUUGUUUCGAACCAUUCAGCAAUACUACGUUUAAGUGUUUCAUGCCAAUCAACCGGGUCAUUUUUAUCAA
Messenger RNA from Mercurialis annua (annual mercury), 1057 nucleotides. RefSeq lists its product as uncharacterized. The record is from RefSeq and is a predicted model, not a curated record. The transcript is spliced from 3 exons. Bases 94 to 966 code for a protein of 290 amino acids. NCBI's taxonomy places the organism in Eukaryota, Viridiplantae, Streptophyta, Magnoliopsida, Malpighiales, Euphorbiaceae. Gene Ontology annotation, cellular component: cytoplasm. Gene Ontology annotation, molecular function: mRNA binding.